Molecule: messenger RNA, 1932 nt
Organism: Cryptomeria japonica (Japanese cedar)
Lineage: Eukaryota; Viridiplantae; Streptophyta; Pinopsida; Cupressales; Cupressaceae
Product: WAT1-related protein At5g07050
Exons: 7
Coding region: 470-1600 (376 amino acids)
Cellular component (GO): plasma membrane
Molecular function (GO): transmembrane transporter activity
Source: RefSeq, a predicted model, not a curated record
GAAUUCAAGAACCACUAAUGUCUCCACAGCUCUAUACAUUCAACACUCUUUAGGGCCAAUUUCCUUUUUCCAUUUGCCGCGUCCAGGAAGAGGAAAAAACUGUAUGCUAGUGUUCCUCUCCAUGGUGCAAAUGCUAACUGAGUCAUUUGCACAUAACUUCAUUUUGCUUUGCUCUCCUUUGUUUUUACUCUUUUCAAUGACUUCAUUAUUAAAUACCUGUCAUUCUUAUGGGAUAAAUUAGGUCGAUGGGAUAAAUUAGGUCAAUGGGAAACAAAUUUUUAAUGCCUUAAAAGAUGCUUGUUUCAUGCUACCUAACUAUGGGAAUAACUCUAUGGUUACUCUUGUUUUGUCCCUUGUUUGAUCUCUGUCAAUAAAAGUUGGUUUAUUUGUAACCAUGGAAACAUUGUGCUUUGAAGCGAAGCACAGCAUAGUAGUUCCUAGAGAAAGGAAUUCUUAAAAACUUAUUUCAAUGGGAAUGGAGAUGUUCCAUAAAGCGAAGCCUUACAUAGCAAUGAUAAGCUUGCAGUUUGGGUACGCAGUGAUGCACAUAAUUACUAAGAUGUCUCUUAACAAUGGAAUGAAUCACUUUGUUUUGGUAGUCUACAGACACAUCGUUGCCACAGUUGUUCUUGCUCCUUUUGCUUACUUCCUUGAAAGGAAAUUGCGACCGAAAAUGACUUUUAUCAUAUUUUGUCAGAUUUUUGCUCUUGGUUUAUUGGGGCCUGUAAUUGAUCAGAAUUUCUAUUACCUGGGUUUAAAAUUUACUUCCCCUACAUUUGGAGCUGCAUUAAAUAACAUACUACCUGCCACUACUUUUGUGAUUGCUUUCAUCUUCAGAAUGGAGAAAAUAAGAAUUCGACAGUUACGCAGUCAAGCUAAGAUAGUGGGAACACUAGUAUGUGUGGGUGGAGCAAUGUUCAUGACCUUUUACAAAGGACCUAUUGUUCCCAUGCCUUGGUCAUUACAUGCCCAUUAUCAUUAUCUAAAUGCUGUUGCUUCUCAUGAUAAUAUAAAAGGUUGCUUGUGUUUAGUCACAGCAACCCUUUCUUGGGCUUCCUUGUUUGUUCUUCAGGCUUCAGUUCUCAAGAAGUAUCCUGCACAACUUUCCCUUGUCACCUUAAUAUGCUUGAUGGGAGCGUUACAGUCAAUUGUAAUCACCUUGGCUGUUGAACGCCAUCCAUCUGCUUGGGCAGUUGGAUUCGACAUGAACCUUCUUACAGCUGUGUAUUCGGGAGUUAUAGGCACAGGGGUUGCAUAUUAUCUUCAAGGAUUGUGCAUGAAGACAAAGGGGCCUGUAUUUGCUACUGCAUUCAUUCCAUUGACUAUGGUAUUUACAGCAAUUAUGGACUCCAUUAUUCUUCAUCAGAGAAUCUACUUGGGCAGUGUGCUGGGAGGAGUAGUGAUAGUAAUAGGAUUGUAUGGUGUUUUGUGGGGCAAAGUGAAGGACAUAAAGCUGUCUGCUUUUACAAGCUCGGAAAUGCUUCCCACCUGUCAUUCUAAUACGGACAAGAACCUGCCUGUAAUUAUGGAAGCCCGUGGGGAAGCUUUUACAGACAAAGGUAUUUCAAACAUAAAAAGUCAUAAAAGUGAGGAAAACUAGUUGCAGCAAUCAUAGAUUAUUCAUGCAGAUGAUUGGUGUGCUAGAAGGUGGACGGUUUUGUAAUCCAGAUGAUUGGUGUGCUAGAAGGUGGACGGUGUACAAAACAUUUUCUGCAUGCAGAGUUGAUUUGAAACGCCCAUCACAUAACACAAAGUUGGAUUGUUGGGAAUGCCUUUAUGAAAUCUUGUCAAUAAAGAGGGACAGUAGUGGAUUGUCUGGGAAAGGAGAGUACAUCAAUCAGUUUAUAUAAACAAAUGGUAGUGGGGAUACUUUAUGUAAAAAGGAAAUGUACUUUUAUCAAAAUUUCUAAAUGAAAUGGAGUCAUUCUCUGA